AUGGCGGCACGUUCUGAGAGCUCUCAAAAUGCACCAGGAGCGUCGCACCAUCUAGAAAAGGAGGUUCGGCUCGAGCCAGACGCCGAGGCUGUCGAGGAGAUUCUAGAAGAUGACGCGGAAGAUGCGGAGAAGAAUCGCGAAACUACGCGGAAAGAACGACGAGGGGAAGCGGAGGCGGCAAGGGAGACUGGUGGGAGGGAAGGUGGAGACGAGGUGGGGCAAGGGGAGGAAGGGGAGGAAGAGGAGGAAGAGGAGGAUUGGGAAAUGGAGGAGCAUCUAACGAUCGGUGAUAUAAUGAAUCGGGCAAUUGCGGAGCAAGCGUUCCCGGGAGGAACAGUGGCGUUUGGCUCAUUCGAGGGCCCUGUUUUCCACGCCUACUCGCUCUGGGACCUCGCCUCUCUAACCAAGAUCAUGGCCACUGUCCCUGCUGCAAUGAUUCUCUACGAGAAAGGUCUAUUGGACUUACAAGCCCCAGUGCAUCGCUACCUACCUGCGUUCGGAGCAAACGGCAAGCAUGUGGUGACGGUGCAGAUGCUGCUGACUCACACCGCUGGGCUGAGGGAGUUCCAACCCUUCUUCGCCCUCCAGCUCUCCACUCGUCAGCAGGUGCGCGCCUCUUGCCCUAUAACAUCCAUCCAAUCCUCUCAACACAGAAGGCAGCAGGUGUGGUCUCGAGGUCUGAGGGGAAUGAAAGGGGUGUGUAUCGUCGUGAGGAAUGGAAGGGCAGUGACUGUGUGGAACGGCAAGCAUGUAGUGACGGUGCACAUGCUGCUGACACACACCGCUGGGCUGAGGGAGUUCCACCCCUUCUUCGCCCUCCAGCUCUCCACUCGCCACCAGGUGAUUGACUUUAUAAUGGCGGACCAUCUCUGGUAUCCCCCUAUAGUCACAACCCGCUACAGCGACCUCUCCAUGAUCGUGCUGGCGCUCGUGAUCGAGCGAAUCACAGGCUGCCACCUCAGUACGUUCGUGCACCGGGAGAUCUUCAGCCGGCUGGGCAUGACAAGCACAGCGUUUCGACCAAUCCCAGGGCAUCACGGCAGCACGUUCCGACCAAUCGGGGACUCAGGAGGAGUUGAUCCGCGUGUGGUCCCUACAGAGGUGGAUUCUCUGCAUCGCAAGAAGCUGCUGUGGGGAGAAGGUGAGAGAGGGAAGGGAGUGCACGAUCCCACGGCAUGGAUCAUGGGGGGUGUGGCGGGUCAUGCAGGGCUGUUCUCGACCAUUCUUGACGUCACCAAGUUUGCGCGCUGUAUGCUUGCAGGGGGCACGGACCCUACCACAGGGCAUCAGCUCGUGUCAUCACGAACUCUCCACGUCUCAACAUCCCUCUUUGUUGCUCUUCCCCUCUCCGACUCUCUCAGGUGGGAUGUGGCCAGCAGAAGGGGCAAGGAUGGGUACACAUCAGCAGGCCGAUUCAUGGGCCCACGCACCUUUGGCCACACCGGCUUUACUGGUGAGACAUUGUGGUAUGAAGCAGAUGCUCUUUAUAUUCUUGAAAAAACACCCACGUCGGUGGGUAGAUUCAUGGGCCCAUGCACCUUUGGCCACACCGGCUUUACUGUCGCCACUCUUGGCUCACUGGCCCUCUUGCUACUUAACCUCACUCCCACCCACACCUCCGCCACACAAUCACCCUCUCCCAUAAUCACAAUCACCCUCUCUGUUCAGGACACCCCAACGGCCCUCACCGUUCGUGACGACACCCCAACGGCCCUCACCGUUCGUGACGUGAGGCCUCUCAUAGCCAACGCUGCAGUCACCACGCUCGGUCAACUGGGCCUCCCUCGGCGCACCCUCACCUGGCACCUCGGCUCGCAACCAGGCACACAGACAGACGCACAGAUAGAUUUCGAGGCUCGUGCAGAAACAGUCGCAGAUACAGAUGUGGAGAGCGGUGUCGAGGCUGGUGCGGAAGCAGGGGCACGGGCAGCGGACGGCACAACAUGGGUUCGAGAAGCGAGGAUAGCAGCAGCAUGUGGGGGACCAGGAGAAGCGAUAGCAGGAGGAGAAGGAAGAGCAGGCCAGGUAUCCAUGUUGAUCGCAGCUCAAGGAAGAAGGAUGGGAGCAGCACCACCAACGGGAGGCAGGCUGGCAGCCAAGCAAUCUCUGUCUCAGCACAGAGAACCGCUUUCCCCUCAGAAGGUGCGGGCUACCCUGCAGCAGACCCAGCAGUGUGGGCAUGCACUGCCGAAGCCAUGCCGACCGGCCGUGGGCUGCGGAGCAGCAGAGGCGUGCGCGGCAGUGGAUGGGUGCCGAUCCAGCUGCAUGCAUGAAGCAGCAGAGGUGUGCCAAUCAGGUGGGUUGUGUGAGGCAGGUAGAUGCAAAGCAGUUGUGGUGAAGAGGUAG
Messenger RNA from Closterium sp. NIES-65, 2346 nucleotides. NCBI's taxonomy places the organism in Eukaryota, Viridiplantae, Streptophyta, Zygnematophyceae, Desmidiales, Closteriaceae. The record is from the annotation of a GenBank genome assembly.